AUAUUAGCUGUCCUCUUAUUCGGAACAUCUUUUGUACCAGUGAAGCAAUUGGGCGUUGGGGAUGGAAUGUUCUUCCAGUGGGUUCUGUGUUUUGCCAUCGGGAUAGUAGGUGCAAUGGUUCAGUUCAUUCAGAAUUUCCCAACAUUUUGGCAUCUUGCUAUGGUUGGGGGCUUUUUAUGGGCUACAGGUAACAUAAUGGUUGUUCCUAUUAUAAAAACCAUUGGAUUAGCCCUCGGUCUCUUAAUCUGGGGUUCUUUUAACCUGCUCACUGGCUGGGCCAUCUCAAGAUUUGGUUGGUUAGGAAUUGACCCAAAACCACUUGAAGAACCUAUCUUUAGCUAUUUUGGAGCUGGCCUUUCAGUGCUCAGCAUCAUCGUGUUCCUUUUAGAGAAAACUGAUGUCGAGAGUUCACCACCUAUAUCAGAAUAUGAUCAAAUCAUCGUUUGUGAACAUGGGCUUGACCCACAGCCAGUCAAUGUUGCUGAAACAGAAACUGAUAACAACAAUGAUGUGUCAUGGGUGGACAGUCUUUCUCCACUGAAAAAGAGAGUAAUAGGCUGCUUUCUGGCUGCGAUCGCUGGGAUAUUGUAUGGUUCUAGUUUUGUGCCAAUGCUUUACAUCAAGGAUCAUGCCAAAAAGAAUGCAGUGGGCUAUGAAGGAGCCAGUCAGAAUGAUAUAGAUUAUGUCCCUGCACAAUUCAUUGGUAUCUUUGUUAUUAGCACUAUCUACUUUUUUAUUUACGUCGGAGUAAGAAAUUAUCAUCCUAAAGUUUAUCCUGAAACCAUAAUUCCAGGUUUACUUUCUGGUAUAUUGUUGGCGAUCUCAAGUUGCGGCUGGUCAAUUGCAAAUCAUUACUUCACUGCUGUGGUCAGCUUUCCAAUAAUCACCGCCGGGCCUGGCUUUAUAGCUGCAGUGUGGGGAGUGUUGGUGUUCAAAGAAUUAAAGGGACUGAAAAACUAUGUGUUGCUCAUAGUAGGAUUUUGCUUCAUUUUGGCUGGAUCACUUUCAACAUCUUUUUGGAAAGCCUGA
Anolis sagrei ordinatus is the source of this 1029-nucleotide messenger RNA. Lineage: Eukaryota; Metazoa; Chordata; Lepidosauria; Squamata; Anolidae. The record is from RefSeq and is a predicted model, not a curated record.